Helianthus annuus (common sunflower) is the source of this 1998-nucleotide messenger RNA. RefSeq names its product polygalacturonase At1g48100. The record is from RefSeq and is a predicted model, not a curated record. The transcript is spliced from 6 exons. Gene Ontology annotation, biological process: carbohydrate metabolic process. The coding region runs from base 383 to 1759 and encodes 458 amino acids. Lineage: Eukaryota; Viridiplantae; Streptophyta; Magnoliopsida; Asterales; Asteraceae. Gene Ontology annotation, molecular function: polygalacturonase activity.
UCAAUUGUUUUAUAUUGUACAACAUAAUACUACAAUAACAAGAAAAUCAUAUCAUAAAACCCUCAUGUGAAUCAAAAUCAACAAAAAAAAUCAUGUAAAACCAUCAUGUGUAUCAUGAUUAACAAAAUAUAUCUAUUUAGACCAUAAAACAAUAUAAAUAAAAUCGUAUAUAAUAUAACUUUUUCUCACUUCUUACAAAUAUUCUAGUAAACCACCUAACCUCAUGACUAGUAGUUUUACUUGAAGAAUAUUCUAUAUUGAAAGAGAACUUUUUAAACAUUUAAGUUUCCUUUAGCUUCAUUUCAUUAUUAGUUACUUAAGUUGAAGUUGGUAUGUAUAUAUAGCAUAUCACAUAUCUUUGUAAACAAACUAAAAGUCUACAAUGACUUAUUUUCAUAUCUCCAUACCUUUUUUGGCAUCUUGUUUAUGUUUUUGUAUUUUUUAUACCCAAGCUAGACUUGAGCACCAUCACCAUCAUCAACAUCAUGAUCAUCACAAUCAUCAUGAUCAUGAAAAUAAACACAAGCAUCAUUCUCCUUCACCUUCUAAUGCACCCUACACAUGUGAUGUUGAUGGUGAUGGGAUAUUUGAUGUUAGAAAGUUUGGUGCUAUAGGAGAUGGUUUAGAAGAUGAUACCAAUGCCUUCAAGGAAGCAUGGAAAUGUGCAUGUCAAAGUCAAAGUCAAAGUCCAUUCUAUUUACCUAUGCUCUUGGUUCCUCAUGGUUAUUAUUUCAUCAUACAAUCCACCAUAUUCAAAGGUCCAUGUAAAUCUCCAAUAAUAUUUCAGGUUGAUGGAACAUUGAUGCCACCAGAUGGACCAGAGUCAUGGCCCAAAAACAAGAGACACAAAUGGUUGGUGUUUUAUAGGAUUAACCAAAUGAUCAUUAAAGGUAGAGGUCUCAUAGAUGGAAGGGGACAACAAUGGUGGGAUCUUCCUUGCAAACCUCACAAGGGACCAAAUGGCUCGACUUUACCGGGACCGUGUGAUAGCCCAAGUGCCAUAAGAUUUGUAAUGUGCGCGAAUUUGAAAUUACAAGAACUUAAGAUCAAAGAUAGCCCACAUUUCAACGUGAGGUUCGAUAGGUGUGUAAGUGUUCGUAUCGAUUCAAUUUUCAUAUCCGCACCAGCCUCUAGCCCAAACACUGACGGGAUUCACAUCGAGAACACCAACGAUGUUCAGAUUCACAACUCGAUCAUUUCCAACGGUGAUGAUUGCGUGUCAAUUGGAUCAGGUUGUUAUGAUGUUGAUAUAAAGAACAUCACUUGUGUACAUGGUCAUGGGAUUAGCAUAGGAAGUUUAGGCAAUCAGAAUUCAUGGGCAUGGGUUUCGAACAUCACGGUAAGGGACUCAACAAUAACACGAACAAAAAACGGAGUUAGGAUCAAGACAUGGCAAGGUGGAUACGGCGCUGUUAAUCAUGUGAAAUACGAAAACAUUUUAAUGGAAAACGUGAGGAAUCCAAUCAUUAUCGACCAGUUCUAUUGCCCAAGAAAACGAUGCUUAAACCAGACAUCAGCAGUGGUUGUGUCAAACAUCGAGUACAAGAACAUAAAAGGGACAUACAACGUUAGAAGCUCACCCGUGCAUUUUGCUUGUAGCGACUCGGUUCCUUGUAGAUACAUAAGUUUAUCCGAAGUGGAGUUGUUUCCUGUUGAAGGGCACGCGAUGUUGGAUGCAUUUUGUUGGAAUGUGUAUGGGGAGAUAGAGACGAUGACCAUCCCGCCAGUCUAUUGUCUUUUAGACGGACGAAACGAUUAGAGAUAGAUACACAUUGUAUUAAGUAUAGUUGUUUAGUUAGUUAAUAUAUAGUAAGGAUGGCAAAAAAAAACCCGAACCCGACGAGUUUACCCAAAACCUGAUGGGUAUGGGUAUGGGUAUGGGUCUGGGUCUGGGUAUAAAUUUUUAUUUUUUUCGGGUUUGUGUACGGGUAUAGGAUAUAGUAAUACCCGACCCGAUUACCCGAUAUAUAUAUAUACCCAAUUACCCGCAAAUUUUAC